AUGGCUCGUGCAGAAUUGAUCCUGAACCGCAGAGAAUCAAACGAGGAUGAGUUGCGAGCGUCAUUGAACGACAUGGCCGACUGUGAAGUGGUCUUACGUGAUUGGAACAGCAAAAGGUUGAGAGCGCUCAGAGAACGCUGGAAGGCGAAGCGGCAGGAGUUCGAACUCUGGCAGAAAGAAAUGGAUCAUCUGCAAAGUAUUGCUGUAACAGUGGAAAAUAGACAGAGUCUGAACCCGUCAUUAAUCGCUGAACUGCAAAGCAUUGAAGAAAGCUGUGAUCAGAUGACAAUGACAGAGUUAGCACAUCCACUCCGAUUAGCAAUUCGGCAACUCCGUGUCGUUCUGGAAAAUUCUUUCAAAGAACGCCUCGAGAGUUUGAAAAUGGCUGGUGAGGAGGACUGCACCGUCGCUCAUAACAUCGUUCAGGUUUGUAUCUACAACGACCUCUUCCCAAACACACACACUCUAUCUCUCUCCUGUCGUUUUCUUUACACUGGCGCCGUUUUGCGCACGCCUCCUCAGCCAACCGGCUCUCGCUGA
This is a messenger RNA of Haemonchus placei, 540 nucleotides long. NCBI's taxonomy places the organism in Eukaryota, Metazoa, Nematoda, Chromadorea, Rhabditida, Trichostrongylidae. The record is from the annotation of a GenBank genome assembly.